This is a messenger RNA of Marchantia polymorpha subsp. ruderalis, 1226 nucleotides long. NCBI's taxonomy places the organism in Eukaryota, Viridiplantae, Streptophyta, Marchantiopsida, Marchantiales, Marchantiaceae. The record is from the annotation of a GenBank genome assembly.
GAGGAGGUCGGAGAUUCAGCAGUGGCGGGCCGGAUUGAUGGUUGUGCGGGUGAGGAUUGUGUCGUAGGGUCGUUUUUCUUUCAAUCUGUGAAUUUUGGUGGGAGGAAAGCGGACUAAAUGGCCGAGAAGCACCGGAAGAGAGCCUUCCUGGAGCAUUUGGAGGCGUAUUUGGCCAGGCGAGAUGGCGUCGAUAAGGCUCUGAAGAUUUUGCGAUACUCCAGCAAAUUGUGGCUCUCCAGUCCUCUGAUUUCCUAUGCCGAUCCCCUGGUCGUGAAGCGGGUGAAGGAUUUUGAGUCCAGCGUUGGAACUAGUCGAAAAGCCUUCCGCCUCGGCAAGUUCGUGCAGGAUGUGAACGCUUUGGGCAAAAUCCCCUCCUACGCUUCCAGAGAUGGCCUGCUGGAAUUUAUUGCGUGCACCGGCGAGGGAAUUUACUACUUUGUGGAGCAAUUCAUUUGGCUGGUUAAAGCCGGUGCAAUUGACAAACGCCAUUCGAAGGAGCUACAAAAGUGGAGUGCCUGGUCGGAGUUCAUUGGAUACCUUGGAAGUGUUACGUUGAAAUUUUUCCAAGUGUGGGCUAUGCGUAGCAAAGAGGCCGCCCUCUUGAAAGGGUUGAAUGCCUUGAAUAAGGGCGAAGGUUUAGAUGAGAAAGUAAGAAUAUCCAAGGAGCUGCGGAUGGUGCGAGCCAAACGAUCGAUGAAAACUCUUUCCCUUGUACAGGACCUGUCUGACAGUUUGCUUGCUCUGAACGACAUUAAGGACAAUAAGGGUCCGUUGGCCAAACCUUUUCUUCUUGCCUUUUCUGGUCUACUUUCUGCUUUGAUCAGCACCCACAAAAACUGGAAUAGCUGCUGAUGGAACGCCUUCUCUUCGGUCUGCGUUUCUCGAACACAUUAACAUGUUUUGUAUCAAUUUUAGGAACGACGAUUGUCGCAUUUGUUGAGCUUGCUUCUCGCGAGAAGGGAAGUCUCGGUGUCAACCCCAUCUACAGGGGUCGGCAUCACUAGAUAAGCCUGGUCUUUGCUGCUCAGCCUUAAAGAUGGAACCGAGUUACAAAUCUACGCCGAGUUGGUGAGGAGUAUGGCACGGAUACAUAUGUGUCCAACAAUUGUAAAGAAUGAUCACUUGAGAAACACAGUUAUCAAUGGGGCAGGUAAACCUGCCCCAUAUAUAUUCAACCUGCAUUGUACAUGAUUCUGGUAAUUUAUUUGAACACUUACUCUGUUACG